Messenger RNA from Anoplopoma fimbria (sablefish), 2145 nucleotides. It is a transcript of the gene drc1, whose product is annotated as dynein regulatory complex subunit 1 homolog (Chlamydomonas). The transcript has 16 exons. Bases 1 to 2145 code for a protein of 714 amino acids. NCBI's taxonomy places the organism in Eukaryota, Metazoa, Chordata, Actinopteri, Perciformes, Anoplopomatidae. Gene Ontology annotation, cellular component: axonemal dynein complex; axoneme. Gene Ontology annotation, biological process: cilium-dependent cell motility; regulation of cilium movement; axonemal dynein complex assembly. The record is from RefSeq and is a predicted model, not a curated record.
AUGGAAGAAGUUGAGAAGGAUCCAGAAGAGGAGUCUGAACCUUCUGUGUUGUCCGAAAAUCAAGAGGUUAAGAACAUGGUCUCCACGCAGGAUGGUGAAGGAGACCCCAGUACUGAGGCCCAUGAGGAGUUCAACGAGGAGCCCUGCCAGAGCCAGUUUCAGGAGGAGGAGCUGGAGGAAAGUGAGAAGCUAAUCACUCCUCCGAGGAUCAUCAACCUUCAGAGAGAUUUGACGACAUUAGUAACCAACAUCCAAACUGCAGCUGACGCCAAAGAGUCCAUGCGAAGGACAGAGCUGGAGGAAGCUCGGAGAAUCAGGUUGGAGCGGCUGGAGAAUGAUUUUAAAUCCAGUCAGGAAAUAUUUGAGGAGAUCGCCAGAGGCUGGUCGAUAGCAAAGCAGAAGGUGAUCCCUCAGGAGCUCCAGGAGGCCCUGAACAACCAGCAGCAGUUAUGUGAUGCUCUCAUAGAAGACAAGAAAAAACUCAUAAAUGACCUGCAACAGGAGCUGAAAGUUGGAGAUGAUCGUUAUGUUAAGGACUUGAGGAGGCAGGCAGAGGAGCUGGACCUGAUGAUGGAGAGGAUGGAGAACCAGAUCAAAACCCUGACAAUGGCCUACAGGGAGGAGCUGGCCCAGAUUUCAAGAGUUUAUCAGCAGGAAAACGAAGCCUUACUUACAAAAGACAAGACUGAAUGGGAUCGAUGCAUGAAGGAACUUUGGGAAGAAGAGCUGGUGUGGCUGACGCAGAGGAGGAAAAAAGUGGAGGAGUAUGAAGCAAUGGUUCACAAUCGGAUGUUGGAGACUACUGACCAGAACAGCUCUUUUCAGACAAAACAGAAUGAAAAGUUUCAGAAUCUGGAGAGAGACUGUCAACAUAUGAAGGCCAGAAAAAUGAUCACGAAGCUAAGAAUAAUAAAGCCAAAGGAGGAGUUAACAGCACACAGAUUCAGUCUGAGCCAUAUGAAGGCCAGGGUUGGCAGUCUGCAGAUGGAGAUUAAAAAACUUCAUAAUAAGUAUUCCAGUCAGAAGAAACAGUUUACAAUGAAGAGCCAGAAUUUGUCUGAGGGAUACAAACGCAGCAUCCAGCAAUAUGAACACAUACAGAAGAAAAUCAAACACUUUUCAGCUGCUGAUGCCAAACAAUUUGAGGAGAUGUGGCUUAUGAUUGAGGGGGAAGUGAAGCAACUAGUGGAGAGGGUUUUGGUCAUCGACUCGCUGAUCUGCAAGCAGCACCUUGGUUUAACCUGGGAGCGACCUCCCAUGGAAUUCAUGGAGCUCUCUGGACCCAUCCAGCCUCAGAAACAGGCUGGGAUGCCUGCCCGCCAGGCUGUCUCCCAGCUGUUCCACACCAGGCAAAAUUUACAGUUUAGUCAGAGGAUGAUGGAACUCUCAGUUGAGUCCCGGCCAGAGACUGACACUGAGAGCAUGGAUAUGGAAAUGUACAAGGAAGGGAAAGCACUGCAGAGUGAGACUGAUGAAGAGUUGGAGGAAGAGAAGCUGUCGAUGGAUACACUGAAAAACGUGAUGGAGCUGCUGUGUGAUGAGGCGGGCUUCCUGAUGGAGGAUAAACUCCAAAACCUGCUGGCUCACCUGGAGAAGGAAGAACAGACUGUUGUAAAGCUGGGCUCUCUUCUUUCUUCUUUUGGCAUUGAAGAGGAGGAUGUGCCCAAGUUGGCUGAAUUCUUAUUAAAGUACAAACAUCAGCAGAGAGAUCCGACUGAGGAUGUUUGUGUUGAGUCGGGUGAAUCCAGUAUCAAGACAGAGAAUGUGGAGACCAAGUCUAUGACUCAUUUGACCUCUGAACUCAUCAAUCCUAACCAUAUUCUGCCUGCUCUAAAAAGUUUCCUCAAGCAGCACAUGAGGUCCAGGGAGAGCUCAGCCAGCCAACAUCAUAGUUUUCAUGUAGAAGCCCGGGAUACUUCAAAAGAUGAAGCCUACUGGGAGAGUAUGGGCAACAUAAUCUCUGAAGACAAAGUGAAACUCUGGGAUGCCGCAGAGAACACACUAAAGCAGUACCUGGCGGUCCUGACGGAUAUCUCUGAGCUCGUCCCUGAGACUCAGAGUCUGGAGCAGCAGAACACAGAGCUGCGUAUGUUGCUGCAACAGUCUCUGAACUCAAGAAUCAGCACAGAGGCGGAGAAGCAGUAA